CUGGGUGGAGGAUCUAAGAGCUCGACUAGUGGUGUAGGGGUGCAGAAGGUCACUAAUGUAUUGUGGAGCCUGGAUAUGUAGCGCUCUAUAAGUGAGCACCAAAAUUUUAAAAUGAAUUCUAAAAUUUACUGGAAGCCAGUGCAAAGAGAUUAAAAUAGGAGUUGUGUGUGACCAUCUGUUGGAUUGUGUUAAAAGCCUAACAGCAGCGUUUUGGACAGUUUGUUGUAUGGAAGAUUUAUUAAGACAGCUCAAUGGCAGCAAUGCGAACCGGCAGCAGUACAAACAAGAAAUCUGGCCAGCCAGAGCAGACGCUGAGGCACAUCACUUUCAUGGAUGACAACCAACACUUAGCUGCCUCUUUCGGACAACACUCUGGGCCGUUGGACACCACACAGCAGCAGUGUAACGUCCUCCCUGGAAACUAUCCAGAAAACUCAAUGAUUGUCCGUGAGGCGCUGAGGAUGAACCUCCCUCCUCACCUGGUCCUUGGGAAAGUCCAGCGCAGGGUUCAAACCCACGGAGCAAAUUAUACUGAAAUGAAGGAGCUAGUGGCAGACCUGUUUGCAACAAGCGACAGGUCCAACUCCACAGAGAACCAAGAGGUUCCCAUGGAAACAAACCAGCUGGAGGACGCGCUGAUGAUGAACAGUGAGUUGGUGAAGAAAACUCUGCGGAUGGGUGUGCCUCCUCAUCUGAUCAAGACAAAGGUUCGUGCUAAGAUCUUAACCAACGGAGUCGGAUACGCUGAUGUCAAUGAGCUGCUCACAGAUCUGGAUGUAAAGUAGAGGAAAAAUUACAAAUGUAUCAAUAAAGUUUACAUAUUCAUGCAUUGCAUAGCUGGUGAUGCUUUUGUUCAGAACGUACCAUCCUUCCAGAGUUUUCUUCUCCAGAAUAAGCAAGUGAGCUGUGGGACAAACCAGUUUUUAUUGUCUUUAGUUCUCUUUAGUUUAGUCUGGGAGUCUGGGACAAGUCUUCUUGGGACGUCGACUGGAGCCUGAUGGGCUGGUUGAUGGUUAUAAUCAACCUGGUGCACCUUGGUACUGCUUUAAAGAGAAAAAGUUUGUGUGUAAAGUCUCUUAAUUUCUCAGUAACUACUAAGUAGUUUCAAACUUGUGAUUACUAAAUCAUUCUGCACCAUUAAAAUUUAAGAAAUGUCUUAGCAAACUAAUUCUGGUUCAGGAUGUAAUGUCUUCGCUUGAUUUAUGCUGCCUACCUUAUGUUUGCUUUUUGAUCCUAUGGUUGCUUGUUUGUUUAUUUUUGUGGCUUACAUUACUUUUGUAUUUACUUAUAAUGCGUAUUGAGGUGAGAUUCCUUCUAUAAUGUAGUAAUGGGCAGGAAACACCAUGUCUUCAGUGACAUCAUCGACAAACACUCAGAAGAGAGAACAAAAAGAAUCAUAUUUUGUUUACUUUGUUGUUGUGUCAUAUAUGUUGAUAUGUGUGUGAGGUGAACUGUUUCUUUUUUUGACUGAGCUGAAUUUAAUGAGCAUUAGUGCAUGUUUUCAUGGUUUGUUGUUGUUGCUCAGUCUGGUUAUUUUAAGUGGGCUAGUAUUCACUGUGUAUAGAACAGGGCAUUUUACUAUCAUUUUACC
Thunnus maccoyii (southern bluefin tuna) is the source of this 1591-nucleotide messenger RNA. Its product is annotated as baculoviral IAP repeat-containing protein 3-like. The transcript is spliced from 4 exons. Lineage: Eukaryota; Metazoa; Chordata; Actinopteri; Scombriformes; Scombridae. The coding region runs from base 252 to 785 and encodes 177 amino acids. The record is from RefSeq and is a predicted model, not a curated record.